This is a messenger RNA of Pollicipes pollicipes, 2258 nucleotides long. It is a transcript of the gene alph, whose product is annotated as protein phosphatase alphabet. Lineage: Eukaryota; Metazoa; Arthropoda; Thecostraca; Pollicipedomorpha; Pollicipedidae. The record is from RefSeq and is a predicted model, not a curated record. The transcript is spliced from 5 exons. The coding region runs from base 263 to 1489 and encodes 408 amino acids. Gene Ontology annotation, biological process: protein dephosphorylation. Gene Ontology annotation, molecular function: protein serine/threonine phosphatase activity; magnesium ion binding; manganese ion binding.
ACUUGUUUACAUUUUGGAGCACGCUGCCCACUUUUCUCAGCAGCAGAGUAGCGCGUGUGUUAGUUGAGGGCUGCGUCUGGGGUGUCAGCUGUUGAGGCGGUGCCGUGCGCCGUGCUUUCUCUGCACCGGACGGUACUUGCCGUUCGCCUGCUGGCGUAGGCCUGAGCAGCCGCCGCCGCGCUAUCCCUGCACCGGACGGUACCUGCCGGUCAUCUGCCGCCGUGGGCCUGAGCAGCCGUCGCGCCGCGCCGCCGGCCUCGUCAUGGGCACCUUCCUGGACAAGCCCAAGACGGACAAGCACACGGAGUCGGGUGCUGGCAACGGACUGCGCUUCGCACUGGCCUCUGAGCAGGGAUGGCGCACCGAGAUGGAGGACGCGCACAGCGCCGUGACGGGCGUCAGCGAGCAGCUGCCCGAGUGGUCGUUCUUCGCUGUGUUUGACGGCCACGCCGGCUCCAAAGUGUCGGCGUUCUGUGCUGAGACAAUGCUCGCGCACAUCCUGCAGAGCGAGGAGCUGCAGCCGGAGCGGCUGCGCCGGCUGGCGGCCGACGAGCCGGCGCUGGCCGACAGCGUGCGCGCCGGCCUCGUGUCCGGCUUCCUGCGGCUCGAUGACGACAUGCGCGGCGAGCUCGACGUCGAGACGGACAAGUCGGGCUCGACGGCCGUCUGCGCGCUGGUCUCGCCCACGCACGUGUUCGUCGCCAACUGCGGCGACUCGCGUGCGCUCAUGUGCCGCCGCGGCCAGAUCGCGUUCAGCACCACCGACCACAAGCCGAUGAACCCGGCCGAGCGAGAGCGGAUCGAACGCGCUGGCGGCAACGUCAUGAUCCAGCGCGUCAACGGCUCGCUGGCCGUCUCGCGCGCGCUCGGCGACUACGACUACAAGAACGUGCACGGCAAGGGACAGUGUGAGCAGCUGGUGUCGCCCGAGCCAGAGGUGUACGUCGAGAAGCGGCAGCCCGACGACGAGUUCCUCGUGCUGGCUUGCGACGGCGUCUGGGACGUGUUCGAUAACGCAGACUUGUGCCACUUCGUGCGCUCGCGGUUAAGGGUGACGGACAAGCUGGACGACGUGGCCAACCAGGUGCUCGACACGUGUUUCUACAAGGGCAGCAAGGACAACAUGAGUACGGUGUUGAUCGCGUUCCCGGGCGCGCCCAAAGUGGACCCGGCGGCCGCCGCCCGAGAGGAGGCCAUGAAAAACAACCUGGCCAGGGCCAUCGAAGAGUACCUGCGGGAGGUGGAGCCGGUGGAGGCGCCGCAGCCUGCCGACGCCACAGACGCGCCCGGCGACAAGGAAAGAGGCGCCGAGGACGCGCUGCAUGAGGACGAGGGCCCGCGCGUCAACAUGCCCGAGCUUUUGGCCUUCCUGGAGGAGAAGAAGAUCGCCGACCUGCCCGAGGGCGGCGGCCUGGCUGCCAUGCGGAAGUACGUUGAGGACGUCGUUACGAUAGCAACCAAAAAGCGGCCAGCUGUCUCUCCCGAAUGACCGCCGGCACCGGAGCGAGACACGUGCGCACACUACACAACACAAAACGAGCCUCUUCCGUCCCCGCAGUGCUCUGCCAGCCACCUGGCGUGAUCGCUGUAAGCAAAACUUCUGGCGCCAACCACGAGGGCGCUCUGAGGGCCGCAGGCACCAAUUGCUAUCUGUGUGUGGAGAAUCGUUAUUUUAAUGCUAUCCUGCGGAGGUAUCGACCGUAUGGCGGCCCAUGUAUAGACACACACCGACCUCUGUUUGCCAAAAUUUUAGUCUAGUUUCGCUGCGCGGCUGCCCGGUCGUACUGGAGCGGUGUGUGUGGGUGGACGGAGCACACCGGGGGUCGGUGGCGUCCCUCCGCCCCCCUGCAAUUGCCCUUCCCGCUGUCGAGUGCUGUUGAACUAAUUGAGUGGCUUGCGUGCGUGCGCGCGCGCGCGCGGCGGCCGCGGCCGUGACCGGCCGGUGACAUGCGCCCCCCGGGACCGGACGGCCGCGGGGCUCGGCCGGUCGGAGGACCUCGGGGCGCUGACGGGCGCCGGUCGGGCCUGCCCAAUCGCCGGCCAUGACGAUGUGCAACCUGAUUUGUGACCGAUAAUUUAGCUUUUUGCUUCAAUGGUAGUGAUAUUUUAGCCUUUGUCGUGAUCCAGGAUCGGUUAUGUUUUGGCCAGACGACUCUGUCGUUUUUAUCCUCUUUGUGUGUGAUUGCCGCCGAAAAUAUAUGUGUACCGGAAAUUUGUGUCCCGCUUUGUUUUACGUGAGGUAAUAAAAGCCCGUAGUG